UUGUGUUGUCGUCGUCGUCGUAGUAGCCGUCGCGCGGUCCAUUGUCAGUUAGUUAGUUGUUCGUUGCCUUAGCCCAUGCGUUUGGGUUUGGUUUGCCGUUUUUCGGCUGUGUGUUUUUCCGUGUUACUUUUAUCGGUGCGGUAUUCUGUGUAAAGGAAAUUUAGAAGAAAAAAUAAAUUUUAUAAAAAAUUCGCACUCGAAUUGCUUGACGCGUGUUAUUGUGCAUUUUUAGUGUGAAAUAAACGUAAGCGUGUAUAAAAUUAAUAAAGCGGCGUGUGUGCGUAGCGGUAUUCGCGAAGGAAAAACAACAAAAAAUUGCAGUGCUCGCGCAACAACAGCAAAAAAGCAAACUGCUAAGCCACCUUGCACGCUCCGCGCUCUGCCCGCAAAACCGUGUUAUUUGGCUGGCGUCUGCUAAACGCUGACGCUGCUGCUGUUGCAUUUAAAUGAGAACCACAGCGACGCCAUUCAGUCUGCACGUUUUCAUCGUUAUCAGCCGGGAUUAAGGCUUAAGGAUUAAAGGUGCUUCAACUGUGACAAGGAGCAUCAAACAAAUGAAAGAAGCGGAGUAGCAGCAGCAACAACAGUGGAGUGCAUAUGUGUAGCACAGCAUCACAAAGCGUCACAUAUUUAUAUUUCGUCUCAGCAAAUCAGCUGUCAAGCAGCAAGAAGCCUCAAUCUGCCAUAUUUGAGGUCACAUUGGCUUCGGUCUCAAACAGCGUUACCAACCCACCUGCGUCUUUAGCGCUCAGUGUGCCCGCGAAAGCGGUACUUUUAAGUGGAUAAUUUACUUUGCCUCAUAAGCAUAUGCAUAAAUGCAUAUAAAUAAGCGGAAGUUGCUAUAGUACGUGCUCGUGUGGUUGUGCUGUAGCCGGCGUCUGUGCAUUGCUGGCAAAUCUCAACGUUUCCGGUUUUGCUGCGUUGCAGUAUUUAUGAAUACAGCCGCAAGUUGAGUCAGUGAAGGGGAGAGCUCUACCAGCGAAAAUUCACAGUGAACGUUACGCUAUGCUUUCCUUACGCGCGCAAAACAUUUAACCAAGCGCUUACCUCUCGAAUACUCAAAGGACGCACUCUGUUUUGAUUAUCAGCGACGCGCCCACAAAUGUCUGACGAAGUGCCUUCGGGGCGCUUAUCGCAAAUCUUCGAUUCGCUCACCAAUCUACAACAACAACAAGUGCUACAAGCGCGCCGCCGCUCUGCCUCUUCAUCAUCGCCUUCGCCAGCGAAUUCUGGCCGCGCCACGCCAUCCACUGCCAGCGCUGGCCAACAGCCGUUUGCCUUUCACCAUCAGCACUUCAGCAACCAUGCGCAUGCGUAUUAUAUGCGCGCGCAGGAUGGCAACGCGUAUAUGCACACCUUUCCGGCGGCGGCGGCGACGCAAGCGCACCAUCACCAUCACUUGCAUCACAUGCAAUCGGCGCACUGCUAUGCGCAGCAACAAAACGCACAACAGCAGCAGUUGUACUGCGGCGCGCAGCAACAGCAAAUGUCAUUGCCUCCCAUGUAUGCCUCACAGUCGUUGAACUCAUCGCCUUUGCUCACGAAACGCGCCACAUCCUUUAGCGGUAACAUGCCCUUAACGCGUCCGCACUGUGAAAAUAUUGCCGCAAUUCGCAUCUCGGCAGCCACAUCAGGCGCGAGUGGCAAUGCCGUCUCGCAAUCGACUCCAAAUAGUCCGCGUUUGAUGCCGCGACGUGUGCAGCGUCCACCGCCUAUACCGGCAAAGCCAAGCGCGGCGUCGCUGCAAAGUGCUGGUGGUGGCGGUAGUGGUGCUAUGGCUAAGAAGCCCGUGUCAGCCACUGGCAGCGAUGCAUCUGAAAAAUCAGACUCGGGCACGACGCAGCCAGCUGCCGGUGCUGCAAUUAAUCCGGGCUUAGCCGCAUUAGAUACCGAUGCGCCUUGGCCGCAUUUCUCUACGAUCACCGAGCAUUUGGACGUGCAUCAGGUGAACAACUACGCGCAACCAGUUCCGGAGAUUAACUGGCAAGAACGCUGUCUGGAACUUCAACUCGAACUGCAUCGCUCCAAAAAUCAAGCUGGCCGCAUACGUGAUAUGCUACGUGAAAAGGCGGGCAAACGUGUCAAUGUCAGUGUCGCUAGUGAGGCGUAA
Molecule: messenger RNA, 2110 nt
Organism: Bactrocera tryoni
Lineage: Eukaryota; Metazoa; Arthropoda; Insecta; Diptera; Tephritidae
Product: transcription factor btd-like
Exons: 5
Coding region: 1103-2110 (335 amino acids)
Source: RefSeq, a predicted model, not a curated record